AUGGAGCGCUGGCCUUGGCCGUCGGGCGGCGCCUGGCUGCUCGUUGCGGCCCGAGCGCUGCUGCAGCUGCUGCGCGCAGACCUACGUUUGGGCAGCCCGUUGCUGGCGGCACUGGCGCUGCUGGCCGCGCUCGACUGGCUGUGCCAGCGCCUGUUGCCCCCACUGGCCGCACUCGCCGUUCUGGCUGCCACCGGCUGGAUCACGUUGUCCCGCCUGGCGCGCCCGCCGCGCCUGCCCGUGGCCACUCGCGCGGUGCUCAUCACCGGCUGUGACACUGGUUUUGGCAACGAGGCAGUCAAGAAACUGGAUGCCAUGGGUUUCAUGGUGCUGGCCACUGUGUUGGACCUGAAUAGCCCCGGUGCCCUAGAGUUGCGUGCCUGCUGUUCCCCUCGCCUAAAGCUGCUGCAGAUGAACCUCAUGAAGCCAGAGGACAUCAGCCGUGUGCUGGAGUUCACCAAGGCCCACACCAUGAGCACUGGGCUGUGGGGCCUGGUCAACAAUGCAGGCUUAAAUGACAUAGUGGCUGAUGUGGAGCUGUCUCCAGUGGCCACAUUCCGCAACUGCAUGGAGGUGAACUUCUUUGGUGCACUUGAGCUGACCAAGGGCCUUCUGCCACUCCUGCGCCGCUCAAGGGGUCGCAUCGUGACAGUGGGCAGUCCAGCAGGAGACAUGCCAUAUCCAUGCUUGGCAGCCUACGGAACCUCCAAGGCAGCCAUAGUGCUACUCAUGGACUUAUUUGGCUCUGAACUUGUUCCCUGGGGGAUCAAGGUCAGCGUCAUCCAGCCUGGUUGCUUCAAGACAGAGUCAGUUACAAAUGUGAACAUUUGGGAACAACGCAAACAACUACUGUUGGCCAACCUGCCCCGAGAGCUGCUGCAGGCCUAUGGCGAAGACUACAUUGAGCACUCCCACAGGCAAUUCUUGAAUUCACUCCGCAAGGCGCUACCUGACCUCAGCCCAGUUACAGAUGCCAUCACUGAUGCGCUGCUGGCAGCUCAGCCUCGCCGCCGCUAUUACCCAGGCCGUGGUGUGGGGCUCAUGUAUUUCAUCCACUACUACCUGCCAGAGAGCCUGCGACGCCGCUUCCUGCAGACCUUCUUCAUUAGUCCCUGUCUGCCCCGAGCACUGCGGCCUGGCCAGCCUGGCCUUACUCUUUCCCAGGAUGCAACUGAGGAGACCCAAACCUAAACCCAGGCCCUUCCCCAGAGGUGGCUUGGUGAGCCAUGCGCAUACAUGACCUAGUUGCUCUAGCACAGGUCACUCUAUGAGCCUUUGGCUCUCCCCUGGUCAUUCUGAGCCCCCAACUCUACCCCAGAGCCUAGCCUGACAAACUUCAGCCUCCCACUCCCAAUGCCCAGUCUAGGCCCAGGAGGCUGAUGAUUUCCAGGGAGCUCUGGGUUUCUACUGCUUCAUGAGCCCACACAGACCCUCUUGAGCACAACACUCUACCCUGCAGGUUGGAAAAUCCAUCUGGAUGGGGAGUUUUGUGCAGGAUUUAGCGGCAGGCUUUGUCAGGACUCUGUAGACAGCGUCUCUGCAAACUUAAGGAGUGACUGGGUGGGCCGGGGACCCCCUCAGGAUUGUUUCUCAGCACCAAUGUCUCAGUGCUACAAUUCCAGGGUAAAUUCCAACUGCCUCUUGACUGGCUCAAGACUUAGGACCCCAACUUCCCACUUUCAACCCACAGGGAAGCUGCAUACCCUACUUGCCUGAUUGCUACUUUUUAAAUAAAGAUAAAUUUUUAUUUCUCCUAGAA
This is a messenger RNA of Chinchilla lanigera (long-tailed chinchilla), 1756 nucleotides long. RefSeq names its product hydroxysteroid (11-beta) dehydrogenase 2 (gene Hsd11b2). The record is from RefSeq and is a predicted model, not a curated record. Gene Ontology annotation, molecular function: oxidoreductase activity. Lineage: Eukaryota; Metazoa; Chordata; Mammalia; Rodentia; Chinchillidae.